AAUGAUAUUUUAAUGCACCGAGCAACCGACUGGGAUUCGAUAUCUCCUCUCUCUAGCGCCUCUGGUGGAACUUUAUCAGCAGAAUAUUAUGAUCCUUUUACUUCAUUAACAAUUGGAAAGAGAAAUGACCAUUUAAGUGGUUUCAGCACAUUCAGGCUUGCGGAUAUUCACUUCUGGAGCAAUUUAGUUGAAGGAGCACCAUUUAGAAUGCUUGGUGACGUAUGCAGAAAAAAUUGGAGACAGAUAGGUAGCAUGUGCUAUUACCAUAAAAGUGGAACCUACACACACAGCCAAGCGGAAUCUGCAUGUAAUGCAUUUGCAGAUGGCAGCACCCUGCCUAUUUUAAACUCACUAUCGUUAUAUGAAUACUUUGCCGACAUGGUUGUUCAUCACUGUUUCAACAUAUUGGUUAGAUCUUAGCAGGGUCGACAAUGGCGAGAAAUAUAGGUGGAACUUUAUUCAAAGGACAGUGGAAAGCAUGAGUUUUGAUUCCUUCAUGAACCUUAGUUCUGCAACGGAUUCUGCGAAAUUCUUUUCAAAAACAGGUGUUUAUGGAUAUCCAGAUGCUUUGUGGAGUUAUGAGCAAAACACUAACGCUCAACUCAUUUGUCAGUUGCCACUUGUUAAAGAUUAUUUACACCAAGGCUGUUACAACUUUGACAAUGAUUUGUCGAAUCAUAACCACCUCAUGGUAAACCUGCAUAACCCAACCAACCAUAGUGCAAAUAGUAACUCUAUUGGAUCAUACAGCCUACCGCAAGCAUGUAUGGCUGUUUGUUAUGAAAAGUUCAAUUCAUCAGUGUCAGCUCUUGCCUCAUGGAAAUGCAAUUGUAUGGAUUCUAAUUUUAAUACUACUAAAUUGGCAGCCAUCACAUCAUUAGAUAAAUCUGACUGUUCUUCAUCAUUUUUUCUUGCUCAAAAUCAGCAAAUGAGUCUUGGGUAUUCUAGUUUAAAUUUCCCCCUCUCAUCUACUAAGGAUCUGUCUUACAUCCCUGGUGAAUACUGUGGGGCUACAGAGUGGGGCGGGGGUUACAAAUGUGGAAUAAAUAUUUUGGGGCAGCAACGUGCAGCAGUGUAUGCAACAAGUACACACUUUGCUGUGUACACGCAAGUGUUUCCAGCUACUGCAAUUUCUUAUGUAAUGUCCCCAACUAACCAACCUGAUAUACAGCAAGUGGUAACGUACUGGAUUACCAUUCUAAAAUGCGAAAAUUCCAAAAACCCAAGUUCAAAUUGCGCAGAUGAUGAGCUUUUGUGGUUCCACAUCAGUUUUGGAGAUGGGAGCGAAUUGGAAAACUUUUAUUAUCCCGAUUCUCUUCGUGCUUCCCGUUUUGUACAUGCCUACAAUACUUCCGGCGCUAAACAUGUCACCACGACAGUUAAAAACAUGGCUAAGUAUGAUGCUGUUUCACAAACAUACACUGUCAAAGUGUUGCCUAGUAUAGAAAAAGUGGAACUGUAUUCUGUCGAGCUGGAUCUUGUGCAACCGGGGCAACUUGCUGUGAUUACUACCAUUGGUCUUUCAGGCACCCAUAUGCAAUGCACUUGGGUGUAUGGUGAUGAGUCCCCACCUGAAACAUUGUCACUUGAACAACUCCCCAUACCUACCACCUACCACAGGUACCAGGAAGCAGGGGAGUUUAUUGUAAGCGUACGUUGCUGGAAUCGUCUGCAGUCUCGAACAGUUCAAACACUUGCCGUCGUCCAUAUGUUAAUACAUGGGCUUCAAUCCGCAACUGAUGCAGUUGUAGAGUAUGGACAACCAUAUCUUCAUACUUGGAGAAUUAUCCAAGGAUCUCAUAUCGACUGCCUGGUCUUUUUCGGCAACAAAUCUCUCACCGAAGUUACGCAGGAUUAUUUUGAAGACGUACAAAACUUCGAUGAAGCAAUGAUGUAUUAUAACAGCGAUACUAAAGUUGGUCAUGCCAGAAUACCUACUCAACUGUAUAUUCAAGACCCUCAAAACAGCGACAGAUGUUUAUUACCUGGAGAAGCAACCACUUAUACCUUACUUGUCUCGUGCUAUAACGGUGUGACAGACCCGUCCCCUUCCAUAGCUACCUAUGUUACAUUUGAAGUCCCAGUGAGUGGGUUUACAUUGACCAGUGAGAAGCAGAUAGCACAAGUAAAUGAGGAGAUCUGUGUAAACGUAAAUAUCUCGUCUGGAAGCAAUAUAAUUCUUAGUUGGAACUUUGGCAAUCCACUUCACCCUGAGUACGAUGUAGUUGAAUAUUGUGGAGAGGAUGAAUGCAGGGCAAGACAGGCAUGCUUAUUGUAUGAGCACCGCGGUGAUUAUAUGAUUUCUGUUCAAGCGUUUAACUCUCUUGGAUCAAAACAGCGUCAAAUUUCGUUGGGUGUUCAAAUUCCAAUCACCCAACUUGAACUCUUAAUAACCCCUGCUAUUGUUCCAAAUGACGUGACAGUUUUUCUGCUACGUCAUCCUAACCCAACACCAACUGGAAGCGUACUGGUUGAUUUUGGAGAUGAUUCUCCAAUCAAACAAAUCGAUUUAGUUUUAAAUGAUAAAACAGGAGAAAUGAAUUUUACACACAGGUAUACACAGGUUAAGAUAUACACAGUGUCCAUUCACACAUACAAUGAAGUAAGCAGAAUGAAUAUUACUCAAACUAUACAGAUUGGUUUAAACAUUGAAGGGGAAAGUCUAACGCUUGUUUCAAGCAGUUUUGCUCGUUCUGCCAUUGAUGAUGUAUUUUUUCAUUGUUACAUUACAAUUGGAUCGGAAGUUUCAUAUGAAAUUAACUUUGGCGAUAACUCAAACAUUUUACAACUUUCUGAAAAUUCUACCCGGCGGUCACCAGAACACCCUGACUUCCACAAAAUUCAACAUAGAUAUCUUAAUCCUGGAAAUUAUGUUGUUUCUAUGGAUGUGUGGAAUGUGUUUGAUCGACAUCAUGUUGUAUUAGAUCAAAUGAUAAUCGUCCAAAACCCUCUACAUAGUGGGAAGUACAACUUAACAGAAAUUUCCGUCCCCCCCAUUGCUUUUCCACCCGGUGAAGUUUUAUUUUAUGGUAAACUUAUCCACGAUGGUAGCCAAGUGCCUGCUCCAUCUAAUUGCUGGGCAAAUAAUGUUUAUUCUCUUUGGAAGUUUCCGGGCACUGGGGGGGAUGAAGCUUCACAGAACUUUUAUGGAGAACAUGAGAUGGACAUAUUCCCUGUCUCAUUCACUUGUUCAAAGGAAAAUGUUGGGGAUAACUUGGUCAAAGUUGAGCUAAAGAAUUUGGUUAGUUCCUUAAUGUUAAAAUAUUCAUUUAAAGUCAUGGAAGUUGUUGGCAAUAUUCAGCUCACGCUCUCUAACCUUGAAGACCAACCUGAUGUUACUGUAACAGAUACCACCAAAGUAGAUGUUUCUUUACACCACCCCUUCAAGCUUACUGUAGCAUUGGACAAAGGCUCUCACAUUUCAUAUCAAAUUGACUUUGGAGAUGGCAGUUUUUCUUACCUAGACAGUCCCGUUUUAUUUGCUGUGGAUUUAGAUGCUGAAUUUGAGCAUUCAUACAAACAAGCUGGACUUUACUCUAUUAAUGUAAAAGCUUCCAAUAAUGUCAGUGAGAGCACCAAAGUUUUUAGUGACAUUGUUGUGGUGUAUCAACAUGUGGGUCCAGUGACAAUGAACAUUCAGUAUAUUGACUUUGAUGAAGAAUUAAAUGAAGUUGAUGUAUUUGAGCAAUCAUCGGAAAUUUAUGCACUUGUGUAUGGCAGGCAAGGGUUUGAGACAAGAGUCCCAGGUUCAUAUUUCUACCAACAAAGCCGACCUUUGAAGCUGCAUGCUGGGUUAUACAAUGGUUCAAAAGUAAACAUGGUUUGGGAAUUUGUGGAUGAACAAUUUUCGGUUCAUUUUGAUUACAAUGAAAACGGUUAUCACAGUUCAUAUGUGGUGAAUGGCAGUGGGAUGGUGUACGUACUUACAGACAACACGGUCAAAUUGUCUGGUGUUCACAUUAAGCGUCUACGGAAACUCACAACAGCCGAAGUCAGUUACCUCGGCCCUGCUAUUGCUUCGGGAAACAACAAAUUCAACUUUCUAUGGGAAUCCAGUUUACUUGUUCGAUUUUUAAAGUCGGGCUCUUCCAAAGUGAAAUGUAUUGCCUCUAACCCUGUUAGUUCAAGUUUGAAAGAAACUGAUUUAAAACUUGUAUCUGUGAUAAAAGAUCUUUCAUUUAUUGAUGCCGAACCACCAGUGGCAAACAGGACAAGUAACAUAUCUUUCUCAGUGAAACAGGUUGGGACUGAUUCCUGCUUCCUUGUUGAUCCGGGAGAUUCUUCCAGGAUAUCCUCAUUCGGACUCACUAGGGAUUGUCUCUUGGAUGUGAGGAUCACUGAGGACAACUUCUUCUUGAUCACGGAAGACAAGUCAGAAUUUUCUGGAAGGAAUUUUUCGUAUUACAAUAUAUCUGCUGGGAGAUUGUCGGAGGGAAUCGUCACUUUGAAUCUUACAAUGCAACAUGUUUACACACAACCUGCGUUUCUAACUAUCAAAGUACAGGGCUUCAACUCAGUCACCGCAGUGGAGGUCUCAAUAGAUAUUGCCGUGACAAAAAUUAUUUGCGAUUUUCCAACUGUUGCGAUCGAAAAACUAAAUGAGAACUCACUCCAAAACGCUCGCAGAAUCUUCAGCUUUCUUGAGUUUCGAUUGUUUUCUUCUAUCAGCAUUGAUUGCUCUUUGACAAGGGUGACCAUUAUCACUUGGCAAGCAUUUACCAUCUUCGCUAAAACAAGCACUGAUAUUGUUACUACAGAAGAGGUGAAAGAAGACACUGGAGAAUUUGUAGAACUUCCGCAAAGUGCGCGUAAAUUUGCCUCACCAAAUAUCAAGUUUAAAUCAGUAGAAGGAUUAAGGUUUACUUCAAAAUCUGAAGAUAUAACUUUUAAGCCAAGGUUUUUUAAGAUGGGUCCUCACCUUGUCUGCAUCAACGUGGCGAUGUUUCAAGUUCCCGGAGUGAUUUCUUCUGACUGCAUCUUCUUGGAUGUUAUUCUUCCUCCAAUCUUGGCUGGGAUUACUUACGGGGUCCGAAGAGCAGUGAGCCAUGGGCAAAUGAUAGAGAUGGAUGCGGGAUCCGCAUCUUAUGACCCUAGUGAGGAGAGCUUAUCAGAUGCAAUAGAUCCAAACAUCAUCACAACAUCCUCCAACUACACUUACUCUUGGUCAUGUCCCAUCCUCCUCACUAAGCCUCUGGAAGACCAAAAAGAUGAAGUUGAAAUUCUCUUCGAUGGAAAACCAGAUUGGAUUACUCUCCCUGUUUGUCUCAACACAACAUUAUCUUGCUCAAACAAACACAGAGUUAUUGAAGCUGGAUCUGCAAUAUUUUAUAACUUAACCUUAAUCAGCAAUGACACCACCAACAUAACUUUAACACAAACCUUCAAAACUUUGUGUCAUGGUUUAAGGUCAUGUGACCUCAUACCCCAGUUAUGGUUGAAUGAUCUAGUCUCGAACGAUUCCCUUCAACUUUUAAAUCAAACUGAAGAAACUUGUUUAAUGGUUCAGUAUCGCUGUGAUGUGCCAGCCGAUUCCACUCACUUUAAAUUUAUCAAUUCUACAUCGGAAUGUUUGACUUCUGGGUAUUAUGGUGCAAUAAAUGGCCAAGUGAAUGCUGAAUGCGAUGCCUUGUUGCUCAACAAUACAUGUACCAAAAUACAGGUAAACACUUCUGCACUAAGAAGCAACAGCGAAUACAUCGUUCGGUUAAAAAUCAAAGACAAAAGCGGUCGUUCUGCAAAAACUUUUCAAGUUUUGGAGCUAUCCGGAGGGGAACCCCCUAAAAUAAAGAUCACCUGCUUAGUAAACUGCAAUAUCAAAACUAACACCAGGACAGCUCUAAGUCUUGUGGUACAGCUUUCUGAUGAAAACUCAAUGGUGUAUACUAACAAUAGUAUUCGUUAUAAGUGGACUUUAUUCAUACAAACUCAGCAGGAGGGCGAGAGUGAGGACUUGUUUGAAAUCGUUGAUAAUUUCAAUGAAUUAUCUUCCACUGGUAGUGAGAGUGUUUCCCUUGUAUUAAGACCCCACUCCCUUCUACCUGGUAAGAAAUACCACGUAAGAAUCACUGGCAUCACUGCUGAUACUGCACCUGGCAUCACUGAGAUGGAGUUGUCAACAAACCUUCCCCCAUACGGUGGUUCAUGCAGUAUUUCCCCUUUAGAAGGUACUGCAAUAAACACAACAUUUAAUAUAAUAUGUGAGAAUUGGAAAGAUGAGGGAUUUAAUGUUGACAGAAGUACUUAUAUAUCACCGAAUGAUUAUACGCUGGUGUAUCAGGUAUUUUGUCAAACUGAUCCCACCCUCCCACAAACUUUACUUUCAUAUGGAAACACAGCUUCAUUACUUGAUAGAUAUCUACCUCCUGGUUUACCACAGUAUGACUUCAAAGUAUGGAUCCAGGUUCGUGUGUUUGAUGAAUACGGAGAAUCAGCUGUCACCAAUAUGACAGUGAAGGUUUAUGAAGCUGAACUAUCUAAUGAGCUUUUAAAGAAUUUAACAAAUGCUGAGAUUCUCACAUCAAGUACUCAAAAAAUAUCCCAACUAUCUGGUUCUGUCUCUGGUGUUUUAAACAGACAGGCUGCAAAUGCAACGAAUGCAACACAAGGUUCAAAAGAUGAACAAAAGUCACGAACAGAAAUAAGAAGUGAAUUAAUGAAUGCUGUAGUGGGAAGGAUCAAUAAAGACAGUGAUCUUGAUGGCAUCCUCCAGUCUUGCAGUGCCAUCAGCAGCAUCACUGAGAUCGCAAAUGAGGUGGAUGAUGUCACACAAGUUAUUGCUGUGGAUGCAUUGAAUGAAAGAUCUGCAUUACUGUCUCAACUGUCUUCCUCAAAGUCAUCAGAGGACAUCACAGAAUCCGCUUCCGUUGUUGCUGUUGGACUUGAGAAUGUUGUCAUGGCAACUCGUAGUCAGGUGAUCGGUGAUGCAGAAAAAACUGACCCCGCAUCGAGUUUGGUUGAUCUUCCUCUCUUCUCAUUCAAUCCUGCACCAUCCCGAUCUUUGAAGAUCACCCUAAAUGAAGAGGAGGAGUAUUUGUCUCCGGAGGAGAGAGAAGAGAUGAGAGCGAACACUGAAUCUGACCGACUGAAGUUAUAUGAGAAGAACAAGGCACAAGCAAAGACUGUUGGUUCCAAAGCAACUGAAACCAUAUUUUCGUUGUCCGGUUCAAUUUUAAAACGGAAGCAGUCAGGAGAACCCCCUGUCACCAUCCAAAACAAAGGGCUCAGUUUGGAAACUCAAAAAACAUCAGCAGCUGAUUUAUGUAAAACAAGCAAUAACAGCGGUUCUUCCCUUUCUAAUAUACUGAAGUCAAGCAAAGUUGGUUUACUAGAUUGCAAUUCAACUGAUUCUGCACCAGAUGUAACAAUGGAAACAGAGCUUCUUACAAUGAAAGACAAUCCCUUUGUGUGGGAUGGUAGUGCGGACAACGUGAGGUCUUCUGUGGUCAGUCUUACUUUUAAAUAUUCGAAUGGCUCCAAAGUUGACACCAACUCAAGCAUCUUUCGAUUUGAAAUUCCGAUUGAUGAAAAACUAUCAUCAGUUUCCGCACCUGUGUACUCUUUCUCGCCCUCUGGUGACGAUCAAAUGUCGUAUCAUGAGAUGGCGAUAAAUAAAAUAGAAGAUGUCACCUUUAUCAACAUACAACCGCUAAAUGUCUCCAUGCACAACGUCAAGCUCAGAAUCUAUUUCUUACAAACAGAAAAUUUAAGAGAAUUUCCGAAUACAACGAACUUUAAUUUUACCCGAGAGUUGCCCAACUUUGUUGAUGACCCCAAUCACCCCUAUCGGUUACGCUUCAACGGAUCUGAUACUUAUUUGGGUCGCUAUGCUUUUGGAAUUCAUGAAAUAGAUGACAAUGGAAAUGUAACUAGUCCACAAAACAUGACUUUGCAGAAAUACGAAAUUUACAAUUUUGUCACGUCAUGCAGAUAUUGGAACGAAACAUUACAACAAUGGAAUACAAACGGAUGUGAUGUAAGCUCCGAAAGCAACAGUAGCAUUGUUGUUUGUUACUGCAAUCAUUUAACUUCUUUUGGAGCUGGAUUUCUUGUGGCUCCAAAUCCCAUUGAUUUUGCUUCCUUGUCAUCCAAACUACAGAACAUCAAAGACAACCUAUCUGUGUUGUUAACGUUAAUCUGCAUCUUUGUUCUUUAUGUUGUUGGUUUAUUUUACUGCAGAAGACAAGAUAAAAAAGAUAUACAGAAGUGGUGCGUUGCUCUACUUCCCGACAAUAAACUUUGUGAUGAAUAUUUCUACCAAAUCACCAUUAAAACUGGUACGCAACGAAAUUCUGAAACUCAGAGUGAAGUUUUCUUUGUCUUGGGAGGUGAAAACGGGAACACCUCAGUCAGAAGACUAUCUCCAAACCCUGGCACGAAAUUUCCACGUGGAAGUGUGAAGAAGUUUUUAAUGGCAGUGGAUGACUCACUUGGUGCAUUGAGUUAUGUGAGAGUGUUCCACAAUAACACAGGCAAAGGUUCAUACGCAUCUUGGUACCUUGAUCAUGUCUCUGUCUGUGAUAUGCAAACCAAUAAAAAUUCUUUGUUCUUCUGUGAUGACUGGUUAGCAGUUGAUGAAUCAGAUGGAAGUAUAGACCGCGUUCUACCAGUGGCCGGCAAGCAGCAAAUAAGUAACUUCAAACAUCUUUUUGCUUCUUCAACCAGGAAAGACUUCAGUGACGGACAUUUGUGGUUUUCUUUAAUAUCUCGACCUACCAAGAGUAGGUUCAACAGAGUACAAAGGUUAUCCAGUGGAUUAGCAGUCCUACUUUCUACAAUGCUGGCAAGUGCAAUGUUUUUUGGAAGAGAUGAAACUGAUGGGGGCCAGCAGGGAAGAUUGGAAAUAGGUCCAAUAUCUUUUACAAUCCAGCAAUUACUAAUCAGCAUUCAAGCUUCAUUCAUUGUCCUCCCAGUAAAUAUUCUCAUAGUCCAGAUGUUCCGAAGAACACGCCCAAAAAAUCCUCCCAAACCUGAAGAAGAAGAAAAAGGGAGUAGAUUUUCACUUGGAAGUUUGCUCGAUGUUGGGGAGGAGAUUAAUCCAAUAGAACAGCCAGAAAAGAAAUCAGGGUUCACAUUACCGCACUGGACCAUCUACUUCACAUGGAGCCUUGUGUUUAUUGUUUCCGCUGUCAGUGCUUCGUUUGUGUUUAUGUAUAGCAUAGAUUGGGGUGCAGCUAAAUCAGUAGAUUGGUUGACUUCUAUAGUUCUUUCAUUUACACAGUCAGUAUUCAUAAUACAACCCGCAAAGGUGAUCUUGACUGCAAUUGCUCUCUCAGUUUUUGUUAAUCGAUGUGCAAAGCAUCGAGCUGAAGAAAUGGUGGAAGAAGAGGAAGACGGUAAAGAGGAAAUGGAUGAGGAUGAGUGGCAGAGGAGAGAGGAGGAGUGGCUCUUCCAACUUCCACCUGAGAUCGAAAACAUCACCAGUAAAGUCCACGCUGUGGGUAAAGAGCAACUUCGUGAGGCGAGGUUGGCUCGUGAGAAACACAAGAUAAUGUUGGAAACAAUCCAUGAGGUCAUCGUUUAUCUUCUUUAUCUGAUACUGCUCCUCAUGGCGGCAAACACAGCAAAAGAUCCAAUGUCGUUCCGAUUUCAUGACUCGCUCUCAGACAUUUUUCUCAGGCAAGGAGAGCCACUGUUUGAUGAGGUCAGAACUCCUGGUGAUUUCUGGUCUUGGUGCAACAAUUCUCUCAUACCAGGGCUCCAUGCAUCAGAUUGGUACAAUGGAAAACGUGUAACGUGGUUGCAUUCUAGAUAUGUCAGCAAUAGGGAAACUUUUGUUACUGGACCUGCAAGAAUACGCCAACUACGAGUGAAAAAAGGAACUUGUGACAUGCAUGACAACAUAACAAGGGUUCCGCGUGAAUGCAUUUCCACAUACAGCAUAUUCUCUCAGGAGGAAGCUCAUUUUGUGGAAGGAUGGAAAAAUAGAAGUUUGGAUGAAGACGUAAAUUUUCUGUCUCCGUGGUCUUUUCAAGACUCUGCGAAACUUAACGGACAUCCUUACACUGGCUUAUUAAAUAUCUAUGAUGGCGGGGGUUACUCAGUAACACUGGGCAACACUGCAAAGAAAAGUCGCAAAAUAUUAAAACAAUUAAAAGAUCAUGGUUGGGUGGAUCGGCCUACAUCUGCCAUAUUCGUGGAGUUUACAGUCUACAAUGCAAACGUGAAUCUCUUUGCAUCCGUUGUGUUACUACUUGAAGGUUCUGCAAAUGGGGCAUUUUUCCCUUACCCUGUGAUAUCCCCUAUAAGACUGUACGAGUUUAUUGAUGGCAAAGGGUUGUUGCUGGUGAUAACGUACAUCAUAUUUGUACUUGUGUUACUGUACAAGAUUUUUAACAUUUUGAAAAGCAUUAAGGAAAUAAGAUGGAAAUAUUUUCACCAUUUUUGGAACUGGAUUGACUUUAUAUCAGCUCUCAUGUCAAUCACUGCAUCUGGUAUAUAUGGUGUUCGCUACAUUCAUUCUCACAUCAUUUUGGACAAAAUCACUCAAGAUGUAGAUAAAGAAACCUUUGUAAACUUCCAAUACCUGAUCUUAUGGAACGACAUCUUUCGAUUUUUGAUGUCUUUCAUCCUCUUCUUUGCCACCAUCAAGUUCACCCGUCUCCUCCGAUUUAACCGGAGGAUUCGCCUCCUCUCGAUGACUCUGUCCUACGCAGCAAAACCUGUCGUCCUGUUCUCGGUCAUGUUUAGCAUUUAUUUUCUCGGGUUUCUGUUUCUUGCAAAUCUCUGGUUCGAACAGACAGUCUAUGCUUAUAGCAACAUUCCUUUAGCAGCUGGUGAAAUGUUUUCUAUGCUGUUAAAUCGAUUUGAUUUUACUCAACUUCAAGAAGCAGACAAGUUGUUAGGUCCUUUGUUUUUCUCUGCAUUUACUGGAGUCUGCACAAUUGCUCUGCUCAAUAUGUUUAUUGUUAUUCUGGAUGAAAGCAUUAAAAGGGCGCGAGCCGAGCUUGAACGAACCAAGAAUGAAUUUGAAGUUGUGGAUUACAUGAAGAAACAACUUGUGGGAUAUAUUCACAGUGUGAUGCCUGUGUUUUUGGAAAGAUCAAAGACCGAAGAAGAAGAAGAUGAGCUUGUGUACAUUCCACAUCCGGAGCAGAUCUUGGAGAAGAGGAUCGACCAAUUGACUCUUCAUGUGUCCAAUAUCGAGCUUGAGUUUUACGAAGAUGAAAACAAGAACGUUGAUGUGGAUGACUUAGAGGCCGAGUUAGAUGACGUAGAGAUGGAUGACGUCAUGUUGGACUUGAUGUCCAUUAAGUCAUACUAAUAAUUGGUUCAUGAAGGCUUGUAUAUAUGAUUCCACGUAGAUUAUGUUUGUUUUGAUGUUUCUAUUUAGUCCUUGGUGCUAUCUGUCUGUAGGAUUUAAGAGCAAGAUCAUAAAUGUUUGAUUUUAUUGGAACUUUAAACCUUAGUUAACUUUCUAUUUUAUUUGUUCUACAAAAUUUGGCGUUCGCAUGUUGGUGUGAUAGCAAUACAUAUCUGUGUAUAGAAUUAAAAACCAACAGAAGCUUAUUGUUAUUAAACAGUCAUUGGAAAUCACGCAAAUAAACGCAUCUAAAACAA
Ciona intestinalis (vase tunicate) is the source of this 11556-nucleotide messenger RNA. NCBI's taxonomy places the organism in Eukaryota, Metazoa, Chordata, Ascidiacea, Phlebobranchia, Cionidae. The record is from RefSeq and is a predicted model, not a curated record.